Limulus polyphemus (Atlantic horseshoe crab) is the source of this 5324-nucleotide messenger RNA. Its product is annotated as COP9 signalosome complex subunit 2-like. Gene Ontology annotation, biological process: protein deneddylation. The transcript is spliced from 14 exons. Gene Ontology annotation, cellular component: COP9 signalosome. Bases 86 to 1549 code for a protein of 487 amino acids. NCBI's taxonomy places the organism in Eukaryota, Metazoa, Arthropoda, Merostomata, Xiphosura, Limulidae. The record is from RefSeq and is a predicted model, not a curated record.
UUCAGGUUGCUACUCGGUGGUAUAUGUUUUUAAUCUGAAGGCUCGUUAAUUCGUAUUAUUAUCAUUAUUAUUUUUUUCUCAGAAAAUGUCAGACGCAGAGGAUGAUUUUAUGUGUGACGAUGAGGAAGACUAUGACUUGGAAUAUUCAGAAGAUAGUAAUUCAGAGCCUGAUGUGGACUUGGAGAACCAGUACUAUAAUUCUAAAGCGUUAAAAGAAGAAAAUCCUAAUUCUGCUAUAUCAAGUUUCCAGAAGGUUCUAGAUUUGGAAGGUGAUGACAAAGGAGAGUGGGGUUUCAAAGCAUUAAAGCAGAUGAUUAAAAUUAAUUUUAAAUUGGGUAACUUUGAAGAGAUGAUGUCCCGAUACAAGCAGCUCUUAACGUACAUCAAGAGUGCCGUAACAAGAAAUUAUUCAGAAAAAUCAAUAAACUCAAUUUUAGAUUACAUUUCAACUUCCAAACAGAAGAUUUGUGACAGCAACCAACUCACAACUGAGAUAGAACAUUUGCCCAUAGUCCUUCAAUCAAAUGGUUUUCCAGUUGGUUUCAUCCUAUCACACAAGAGAAAAAAUCACUUCAAAAUCCACAGAUUCAGCCCCACAGUUCUACCUUUUAUCCCAAAAAUGGAACUACUUCAGGAAUUCUAUGAAACAACUUUAGAAGCUUUGAAAGAUGCUAAAAAUGACAGGCUAUGGUUCAAGACAAACACAAAAUUAGGAAAAUUAUACUUUGACAGAUACGAGUAUAUAAAGUUGGCCAAAAUACUGAAACAGUUGCAUCAGUCUUGUCAGGCAGAUGAUGGAACUGAAGAUUUGAAGAAGGGCACUCAGCUUCUAGAGAUAUAUGCUUUAGAAAUACAAAUGUACACAUCUCAGAAAAACAACAAGAAGCUUAAGAAACUUUAUGAACAGUCCCUCCACAUCAAGUCAGCCAUUCCUCAUCCUGUUAUUAUGGGAGUGAUAAGAGUUUGCUGUUAUCCAGGAUUUACUGAUGAGAGGUGGAAUUCAUCAAAACCAAUUUAUCUCUGUAAUGCAUGGAGAACAACCUGUCUGAAGUAUCUAGUUCUAGCAAACAUGCUGAUGAAAUCUGGAAUUAACCCAUUUGACUCUCAGGAAGCUAAGCCAUAUAAAAAUGAUCCAGAAAUUUUGGCAAUGACAAACUUAGUGAGUGCCUACCAAAAUAGUGAUAUCAGUGAAUUUGAGAAAAUCCUUAAAACAAACAGGAAAAAUAUAAUGGAUGACCCUUUUAUAAUAGAACAUAUAGAAGAUUUGCUCAGAAAUAUUCGAACUCAGGUCUUAAUCAAGUUAAUCAAGCCAUAUACCAGGAUACACGUACCUUUUAUUUCUAAGGAAUUGAAUAUUGAUGCAACAGAUGUAGAAAAUCUAUUAGUUUCUUGUAUACUAGACAACACAAUUCAAGGUCGAAUUGAUCAAGUCAACCAAGUCUUAGAGUUGGACAAAAAGCCACAAGGUGCAGCAAGGUAUAAUGCCUUAGAUAAAUGGGCUGUCCAAUUGUCAACAUUACAUCAGACUAUAAUUAACAAAAUGGCAUAACUCGUAAACCCUUGUCACUCAAGCUUAAAGUUGUGUCAAUCAACAAAAUGGCUCAACUCAACAACACCAUUUUUUGGAUGUGAACUGUUUGGAUGGCUAUCAUGGCUAGAACUGUAGCUCCAGCAUGCUAGAAAGUCAAAUGGACAAUCUUUUGUCAGCAUCAUUAUAAAGUAAUAGGCUCUACAUUGUGCUGUGAUCAUCUAAUAAAGGUGCAGUUGGUGUUUGUAAUAGUUAUACAUUUUUUAUCCAUGACAGUUGAUCACUUACACCCAUACCUUUGCAUUUCUGCUUUUUUAUUUUUUGUGUACUUUUGAAUUUCACUGCAUUUCAACAGAUCAUAAAAAAGGUUUGUAAAAGCUUCAAGCUAAGUGUGUUAACAUAAGCUUCAAUUUUUCUAUUUCUUUUACAGUAGUAAUGGCUGUAAGAAAUAUUUGUCUCCUGUGUGGUUUUUGUGAUCUAAAAUACUUGUUGCAGUUAUGAAGUGGAAGACAAAUUACCCAUCUAUUAACUUUCAUUACUAAAAAAAAUAAUACAAAACCAUCUGCUAGUGACUCUACAGAAACAUGUUACAGUUUUCUUUUAGUAGAGUAUUAAUAUGUAUCUCCUACUAAGAUUAUAUUUCUAAUCUCAAAAGUGUCAUAAACUUGUAGUCUUAGGAUGUUUCUGUUAUGCUUCAGCAAUUUAGGUAUAAUGCAUAUUGUAGUGGAAUUUGCUUUUUUAUAGACAGGUUAAUUUUGUGAAUGUUUGACAUCCAUCUUCUCUUAAUUCAUUUGAAACAGAAUAAAAUAGUUUAUUUAAAAAAAACAUAAAAGGCCUUAAAAGUGGGUUAGAUAAAGUUAAUUUGUUUAAAUUUAAUGAAUUGCCUUUUUGCUGUCUUGAAAACUAACAAAAAUUAUGUUUGGAUUAGUGAUGUAAGGGUCUUUUGAUGUGUACAUUGCGGUUACUUUAGAUUAGCUCGGAAGCAAUUUUGUUUUAUUUCUUAAAUUGGAGAAAAUAUGUAUUUAUAUAUUCUAAGAACCUGAUUUUCUUCACAAAUUUUAUUAUUUGUGCUAAAGAAAAGGAAUUGAAAAAUACUUUGAAACUAAACAGGACUUGAACUAAAAGAUUUUAAUUUGUUAUGUAUCAGCUGUUUUUCAUUGGCUGGAUGGUGGUGUUGGCACAAUUGUUAUUGUUAACAAGAGUAUCUUGCUACUGUUUCAAAUUAUACCUCAUAACAAAAGAUUGUUAGUGUCUUAUCUCUUAAAGUAAGUUUAGAACCAAUCAGAAUGUUGAUUUCUAAAAGUUGAGCUGUAUAUAUCUUGUCAAAUCAUCAGGUCAAGCUUUUUUACAGUCUCUAAAACUUGUUUUAUCAAGUUUUGUUCAAUAAAUGGUGCAAGCUUUUGGCUAUAAUUCCACUGCAUGUUAUAAAAAAGAGAUGAAUUUAUUACUUACUAAAAAAUAAAAUAUUUUUGUCAUGACACUUUGUGUUUCUAAACUUCCACUAGAAUUCAUUGUUAUGUAUACUCAGCAACUUAAAGGAUUGUGAAUAAUUUAUUUAAUUACCAUGCUCAGUCUUUUGCAAGUAGUAUCAUUAGCUUUAGCUGUGAUCAUUAUAUCCUGGUAUUCCAUAGUUUUAAAUUACUGUACCCAUUGCCAUUUGUUAUUAUAUAGUUCUAAUUUACUUGGCAUUACCUUCUGUUAUUGUACAAUUCCAAUUUACUAUAAUGGUUACACUCUGAUACUGUUUAGUUUGAGUUUAUUAUGCCCUUUGCCCUCUGAUAUCACUUAGUUUCACCCUACUGCAUUGGUCUCUGGUACAGUAUAUCUAGUUUACUGUGCUCAUCACUUUCUUUUACUGUAUAGUUCUAGUUUACUGUGCUCAUCACUUUAUUCUACAGUAUAGUUCUACUUUACUGUGCUCAUCACUUUCUAUUACUGUAUAGUUCUCCUUUACUGUGCUCUUCACUUUCUUUUACUGUAUAGUUCUAGUUUACUGUGCCCAUCACUUUCUUCUACAGUAUAGUUCUACUUUACUGUGCUCAUCACUUUCUUCUACUGUAUAGUUUUACUUUACUGUGCUCAUCACUUUCUUCUACUGUAUAGUUCUAGUUUACUGUGCUCAUCACUUUCUAUUACUGUAUAGUUCUAGUUUACUGUGCUCAUCACUUUCUUCUACUGUAUACUUCUAGUUUACUGUGCACAUCACUUUCUUCUACUGUAUAGUUCUACUUUACUGUGCUCAUCACUUUCUUCUGCUGUAUACUUGUAGUUUACUGUGCACAUCACUUUCUUCUACAGUAUAGUUCUAGUUUACUGUGCUCAUCACUUUCUUCUACUGUAUACUUCUAGUUUACUGUGCUCAUCACUUUCUUCUACUGUAUAGUUCUACUUUACUGUGCUCAUCACUUUCUUCUACAGUAUAGUUCUACUUUACUGUGCCCAUCACUUUUUUCUACAGUAUAGUUCUAGUUUACUGUGCCCAUCACUCUCUUCUACUGUAUACUUCUAGUUUACUGUGCACAUCACUUUCUUCUACUGUAUAGUUCUACUUUACUGUGCUCAUCACUUUCUUCUACAGUAUAGUUCUACUUUACUGUGCUCAUCACUUUCUUCUACAGUAUAGUUCUAGUUUACUGUGCUCAUCACUUUCUUCUACUGUAUACUUCUAGUUUACUGUGCUCAUCACUUUCUUCUACUGUAUACUUCUAGUUUACUGUGCUCAUCACUUUCUUCUACUGUAUACUUCUAGUUUACUGUGCACAUCACUUUCUUCUACUGUAUAGUUCUACUUUACUGUGCUCAUCACUUUCGUUUACUGUAUAGUUCUAGUUUACUGUGCCCAUCACUUUUUUCUACAGUAUAGUUCUAGUUUACUGUGCCCGUAACUUUCUUCUACUGUAUAGCUCUAGUUUGCUGUUCACUUUGCCCAAUGGAAUUGUAUAGUUUUAGUUUACCCUGUAUAGCUUCAGUUAUUAUGCUCAUUACCCUUUUGUACCACUGAGUUUCACUUUACUGUGCUUUAUGCCCUCUCAUUGUGUAUGGUUAUAAUUUACUGUAAUCGUCACUUUUUGUUACAUGUUUCCAGGUAACAUAUUUGUUGCCUUUGGGCACUGUCCAGUAUGUAUUUGCUGUACUAUUUACACUAUGGUAUUGCAUAAUUCCAGUUUACUAUGCUCAUUGCCCACUGGUACUUUAUUUUGUUCCAACUAACUGCAGCCAUUGCUUUGUGGUACAGUAUAAUUUUCCAUUUGCCUUUUUUAUUGCAAGUUAGCAUUUACAUAGUUCCAGUUUACUGUGCUCUUUACCCUCUAAUAAAUACUGUGUAGUUCUAAUUAAUUAAUAUAUAUAUAUAUGUAUGUAUGUGCAUUGUCCUUUUGAAUAAUACAUCUGUGAGUUAAGUAAUAUGACAUGAUGUAAGACUACAUCAACACAAAAUAUUGUGAUUUUAAAAAUGGCAUAUAAUUAAAUUUUUAAAAUGUAAAACUGGCCUUGCAAAAAGUUCUAAAACUUUAUCAGAUGUUAUAACGCAGGAUAAUCAUUUUUAAUAUUUGUUUUUGGAGCUGCUGUCACAAAAUAAUAUUAAAAGAUUUCAAAAUAUCUGUCAUUUCAGUAUCUUUGUAGAAUUUUUAAAUAUUUUGUAUAUCAGUAAUAAUUGUAAAGACUCUGGCAUUUUUUGAAUUAAGUCAAUAGCAAAUGUAGGUAUAAUGUGAUUGUAAUAGUUUUAAAAGUCUGAAAACAUUUACUGGUAUGUAUAAUAGCUUUUAAUUAUUUACAAUAAAAUUAUGUGAGGCAUGAA